AUGGUAUAAGUCAAGUUCAUAGUCUUGUUAGUCUGUGCAUUGACAGUGACCUAAGGUACCUCUUAAAUAUAUGCCAAGCAUUUGAAGCUGAAGGCACACUCUUGUCGAUGUCAUUAAAUGAGAUUAGCAACCUCAAUUUAGGGGAUGUUAAUUGUUAGAACACGUCUUAGCAAUAGUUUGUGUAAUUGGAACAAAAUCUCGAGUCAUGGGCCGACAUCAUUGAUCACAAGGAUGAUAUCUAAAAAGAUAUUAACACUUUAAAACAAUUAGAAGUGAUCUUACUUUAAGUUAAGAAAUAAACAUAAAAGAAGAGUAAAUAAGUUUAUCAUAUGUUUAGAGAUUGCUCCAUAAUAGUUGAAAUAAAUAAAUUAAGUUGUGACAAAGAAAAUAAAGUCUUUAGUUCUUCCAUAAACAGCAAGCAAAAUUGGAUAAGCACAUUGCGAUGAAAUUGAAAGACAAUUAGAGAGAUUAAGCAGUGAUAAUGAAUCAGAAAGAAGUGAAUGUUGCGAUGCUCUUCUCAAAUUGGCUACCUUCCUUAUUAGACAAUUAUCUAGCAUUAAUUAAUAAUGCCAUUAAAAUCCAGUUACAGUCAUUAAAAUCAAAGGACAAAUCAAGGAAUUACACAUUAUAUAAGGAGGAUGUGGAGGAGGAUAAACAAUUGAUAUUCCUAUGGGAGGAUCUGAUGAAAAAUGUGAAAAACCAGAAUCCCCAUCUGAUCCAGCAAAACCAGUUGAUCCUACAAAACCAUCUGAUCCUGAAACUCCAACUGAUGAUCCAGUACCAGAUCCUGGAUAAGAUGAAGGAGAAGUUGAAGAAACAACUGAAGAAGAUGAAACUGAAGAAGUUGAAACUGAAGAAGGUGGUGAAACAACACCACCAGGACCAGGCGAAGAAGAAGGUGGUGAAACCACUCCUCCAGGACCAGGCGAAGAAGAAGGUGGAGAAACUACACCACCAAUACCAGGUGAAGAAGAAGGUGGAGAAACUACACCACCAGUACCAGGUGAAGAAGAAGGAGGUGAAACUACACCACCAGUNCUGGUAGAAGAAGUUUGAAAUAUUAAGUGUUUGAUUAGAUCAUAUGAAAUGAGAUACAAUUAUUCUACCAAAGUUUGUUGAGGAUUGCCUUGGUUAUUAUUAAAUUUUUUUCGAAAUUUUAUUGAGAACACUAUCCGUUUCUGUGUCUAAAAAAAAUAAAGGAGUAAAACGAUUUCAUUAUUA
Molecule: messenger RNA, 1221 nt
Organism: Paramecium sonneborni
Lineage: Eukaryota; Ciliophora; Oligohymenophorea; Peniculida; Parameciidae
Source: the annotation of a GenBank genome assembly